Messenger RNA from Cyprinus carpio (common carp), 3641 nucleotides. Its product is annotated as brain-enriched guanylate kinase-associated protein. Lineage: Eukaryota; Metazoa; Chordata; Actinopteri; Cypriniformes; Cyprinidae. The coding region runs from base 560 to 3421 and encodes 953 amino acids. The transcript is spliced from 7 exons. Gene Ontology annotation, cellular component: synapse. The record is from RefSeq and is a predicted model, not a curated record.
GAUGCUCCAUUAAACUACAUGCAAACCGGCAGCCUUCAGUCUAUAGUAUAAAACUUAAAAACAGAGACAUCAUCAAGCAGUCAUACUGAUCACACAGUCGCCUCUAACACAGUAAUCAACAACCCCACUGAGGAAUCGAUUUAUGGAACUCAAGUUCUGCCCCACAUCCCGUCCAUCAUGUGGCAUCAUGAUCAAUGGCCUGUUCUAAAGAGCAACUGACCUGGAAAGUUAACCAGGACUCUUGUUAGACUCUACCAGAACACAUAUGGAGGGUUUGGUCACUAUGUCUCCACCAGCAAGACUGCAUUUUCACUUUUGACAGGUGUCUCCAUAUUCAGAAAACGGGCGGUGCAUCUGCAUGUUUUAAUAGCUGUAUGCAUUUGUUCCUGCAGAGCCGAGAGAGUGUUUGAGAAAGUGUGUCACCCUCACAGAGUUCAGCCACUCGUCAUGGGAGGUAAAUGCAUUUAGGGCAACUGUGCAAGAGAGGACUAGGGCGUGAAAGCUAUCGAAAUCUGGCCAGCCCAGCUCAUCAUGGUCCAGUUUUCUAUGCACACCAAUAAUGGAGGCGAAAAUGCAAAACGGCUCAUCGAAAACAGGACGAGGGGUUACAGUCAAUGGGACUGUGUCCACCCUGAAGAGGCAGCCGAGGCCCAAGACUGCGUCAGGCAGGCAGGAACGUGGCUCCUGUUCUUCAACAGCCUCUUGUCCAGUGUUCUCUGGAUGCCAGAGCGACCUGGACGAAGAGCUGCAGCCACGCUGUCCAUCCAGCCUUUCCUCACCCUCCCUGCACAGGCCUGGUUCCACCUCCAAUCUGAAGGGCUCCGUCUCCAGCCUGCAAGGUUCCUUGUCAAGCCUAAAGGGUUCGGUGGUAAGCCUCAAGAGCUUUCCUACCUCCUCGACACUGCAGAGCUCCAGUCUCAGCCUGCGGAGUUCCAGCCCGAGCCUCCGGAGCUCCAGCUCCAGCCAGCGCAGCUCCAGUGAGGACGACAGCUGGGACACCAACAGCUGGAGCUCCGGAGCCACAUGUCUGCUGCGCAGCUCUAUUAAGCAGCACAGCGAGGAGGUUUUCCGGGUACGUGCUGUCUCUGUGAGUCGACCUGAGGGCACGAGUGAUUCCGAGACAGGCUACCAGAACUCCGACAGCUGCCAGGGCAGUGUGGUGGGAUCGGAGAGCCAGGACGGAGCGGAGCAGGUCGAUGUGGGGCGGAGAGAUUCGUCAUCAAGUCAGGGCACCUCUGUUGCUUCAACCACAUCAUCCAACUUAGAGCAGAAGAUUGAAGAGAAGCUCAAGUUUUCUCAGUUUCUUGAUGAGGUUACAUGUAGGGUCCUGGAACCCGAGUGUCUACAAGCUUUCGGUGUGCCCAUUCGUCAGAAGGAGUCGCCUUGUCCACAAACAUCAUCUCCCCAAUGCCUAAACUUAACCCCAGUUUCCAGUCCUUGGUUUGGUUCCAGUAGGGAUUCUACCUGUAAUUCCAGGGACAGUAAUGUGUACAAGUGGGCCAAGUGCAUGCCAAGCUGCAAGAUUCUGGAUGCCAGUGAAACCCUGAGAAGAACUCAAGAGGAAAUGGAAAUGUUAGGAAGGACCUACCUAGAGACUGACAUAGACAGAGUAAGGAGGGAAGAUGAAGUGAGUUCCACACAUCUACGAGACGUGGAGAAGAGAACUUUACAGACGAGUGGAAAAUCUUCUUGCGGAUGCCCGAGUCCUGUUUUAAAGCGCUCAGACGGGGCACCGCAGCCACCGCACCGCACCACCUCGCUCCCGAGACCUGCUGUGAGUGGCAUCAUGGUCUCUGAUGGAAACGCGAGCAGCAGCAGCUCGCUGCAGGAGCAGAAGGAGGAUCUGCGCAGGCGUCUCGACUGCACCACACACAAACUGCAGCAGCUGCAGAGUGAGAGCGAGUCGACGCGGCAGUAUCUGGAGACGGAGCUGCGACGAGCUCAAGACCAACUGGACAAAUUCACAGAGAAGCUGCGCAGGAUUCAGAGCAGCUAUGCAGCUCUGCAGAGAAUAAACCAGGACAUGGAGGAGAAAAUCCACCGAAUGACUCAACAUCACGAAGAGGAGAAGAGAUCUCUGAAUCGAGAGAUCGUCACACUGAAAAACCACCUGAUGGAGGACAAGAUCACCAUCCAGAAGCUGCGAGAGGAUAACGAUCUGUACAGGAAAGACUGUAAUCUGGCGGCUCAACUGCUCCAGUGUGGAAAAUCUCCUUACAGAGCGCACAAACUGUCCGAGCUUCCCGCUGAUCUUCAGGAGCGAGUGAGCUCCCACAUGGAGCAGCAGGGUCGCGGCCGGAGCGCAGCGCUGCAUCACUCCUUCUCAGACGCUGUUCCCACCGCCGUCAUCGGCCGGGUCCUGGAGAAACCUGAGCCUGGGAGAAGCUGUCCGGUCACACGCUCGCCGAGCCCGCAAGCCCCAGAAUUCCCAUCUGGCACAGACAACAAAGUCCAGUGGCACACGGCGUAUAAGUCAUCUGACCUGUACUGCAGUGACACGGCGCUGUACUGUCCCUCUGAUGAGCGGCGGCGCGACCGCUGGCCGGAGAGACGGCAGAGCGCGGACCAGAGCGGACGGAUCCGAGGACACACAUCCACUGACAGCAACCUGGACGAUGAGAGCUUCCACCUGCAUGAAGACCCUUUCCGUGGGUUCGUCCUCGGAUCUCUUCCCUCCUCCAGCCGUUAUUCCAGCUGCAGCACAGCCUCAGAUGAGAAGGAUCACGUGAUGUCCUCCUCCCAGCAGGCUUUGUUCACUGACUGGCGUGAGCGCAAGAACUUAUCCUCAUAUGGAAAGGAACGUCCAGGUUUUCCCAAGUCAAGCAGCUCCCAGCAUGUGGGCUCACAGAACGGCCGAUCCGGAGACAGACGCGUCCACGUCCCUGCGGACCCAACGGACGGCUGGCGGCAGAUGAGCAUGGAGGACAUCAGCAGCUUCUCGCCCUUCAGUUUCCCAGAGCGCCACUUCACGCUCGGUCCUGCCAUGAUCAAAGCAGAUCCUCUUUACAGCAGCUUCCAGGAGGAAGACAACAUCUUCCGCAGGCGCGUGCCGGAUCCACGAUUCCCUGCGUCGGUGGGAUCGAGUCCUGCGCUGUACCCAAAGAUGAGUCCGAAUGCGUUGAAGGCCGAGAGAGGACUGAUGUUUCGCUCAAAGGGUUCGACAAGCAGCUUUUUCAUAACUGAAAACACCAAAGACAAGGAGAACACGACUAAAGACGCUUUACAGAGAGAUUACGCUGAGGAAAGUCCCGGCAGUUCAGUGGAGUCACUAAACCAGGGUCUGGACGUCCAGAAAUACAAAGAUCUUCAAAACCCUGGAGCUCAGAAAAUGAUGCCACAGCAUCAGAAGUUUGGAAACGCUGGACUCAGUCGCAAAAACAGUCUGACUAAAGCUCAGCUUUAUGGAACGCUGCUUAACUAAUAAUCAGUCAAAUGUACUGCAGCAAAAUAAAGAACAAUAUGUGAACAUACAGGUCAUGUUGAGUUUUACUGGAUAGUGGAAAGAGUCUUGGUUGAUUUUACACCUGAAGUAUGUGUUUCCAAAGACUUGUACUGUCUCUUCAGCCUCUUAUCUGUCAUUGGUCGUUCUGACAGAUUGUCCCGCCCCAAACUCACCUGAUUGGUUCAGUCAGAAGUUGUCA